UUAAUAAUAGCUGCGCGCGGAAAGCAAACCGCACCCAACCAAACCAGCGAGCGCAAGCAAAGCAAAGCGAAGCGAACGAAGCCCAGCAAGGAAACCACACAUGCCCCACCUCGCCGCCACUCCCCCCACUUCCUCCGCCGCCGCCGCCGUCCCCACCGCGCAUCCCACGGCCGCGGGCCGCGUCGCGUUCCGGCGCCCGUGGGACACGCCGCGCCUGCGGGUGCGCGCGCGGGGCGUCCGUCGUGAGGACGGCGGCGGCGUGCGCACGGAGGAUCAGGAGCAGGAGCGGACGUCAUCGCGGACGUUCUACGACCUGCUCGGGAUCUCGGCGGAGGGGAGCCCCGAUGAGGUCCGGGCGGCCUACAGGCGGCUGGCGCUCAAGUACCACCCGGACGUGUCCCCGCCGGGCGCCGCGGCGGAGAACACCCGCCGCUUCAUCGAGGUGCAGGAGGCCUACGAGACGCUCUCCGACCCGAGCCGCCGCGCCAGCUACGACCGCGCGCUCGCCCGCGGCGUCUGCCUCUUAGCCUUCUCCGGCCGCCGCUCCCAAUCCCACCGCGCCUACCACCACCACCACCACCACCAGGAGCAGGAAGAGAAAUUUGGCUGGAGAAGGUCAUGGGAAGACCAGAUUGCAGAGCUGAAGAGGAGGAGCACGACAAAGGAUUCAGAAGAGAACCUUUCGUGGGGCGCUCGUAUGCGGAGAAGGGCCGAGGCAUCAUCAGCAGAACAGCUAUAAUAGCACGAUUAGUAGGGUAUAUGGUCUGCGAGGUUAUUAAGCUGUGGAUCUAAGAUGUAAAGAUGGGCCUGUUGGAAAAACCUGCAGCGACCUGUAGUUAGUAAUGUAGCAGUAGUAGCUGUAGCGGUGGCAUCUGCCAGGAUUGGGAAACAGCAGCACCUGGAGUGUGGCUGCUGGUUGCUGACCAACAUCCAUGGCCCUGGCGUAUAUAUAGUUGAUGAGUUGCUUCCUGCUGCCCUGCUGGGAUGUAUGUAAACGACUCAACUAUGUUGUCCUUGAGUCCUGUACAUUUCUGGCUAGUCCAAUGUAAAUAGUACAAACAUCAAUAACGAAGAAGCAAGCUAGCUGUUCUUCCAAUA
This is a messenger RNA of Sorghum bicolor (sorghum), 1098 nucleotides long. RefSeq names its product chaperone protein dnaJ 20, chloroplastic. Lineage: Eukaryota; Viridiplantae; Streptophyta; Magnoliopsida; Poales; Poaceae. The record is from RefSeq and is a predicted model, not a curated record. The transcript is spliced from 3 exons. Gene Ontology annotation, cellular component: chloroplast. The coding region runs from base 101 to 739 and encodes 212 amino acids.